UAUCCACUAAAAUAAAUUAUUUUAAUGAAAAUAAAAAAAUAGCAAAAAAAAUCAAGCCAGGGGAUGAAUCCACCCUUCCCCAUUGUCCAUGUUCCCAUAAAACACAUCUCCCAAAACAACCACCAGAAAUCCAUCUUCCCUUCCAUGGAUACUUAGCAAACAAAUUUGAAAAAAAAGAAAAUAUUGAUUAAGAUCGAAUCGAAUCGAAUCUUUUUUGAUUCUUUACUGAAGCUGCCAUGCGCCAUCGGAAGUCAUCGGAGCUAAAAAGGCCCGGAUCCGACAACCUUAAACAACCCGAAACUGACCCCCCACCUCGUUAUCGGGGCGUUCGUAAGCGCCCAUGGGGUCGAUUUGCAGCAGAGAUUCGAGAUCCGAUUAAGAAGACCCGAGUUUGGUUAGGUACUUUUGAUACAGCUGAAGAUGCCGCACGCGCUUACGAUGAUGCUGCACGCGCUCUCCGUGGACCUAAAGCCAAAACUAAUUUCAAUCCUUUGAUGUUAACCACACACGAGGAGGAUGAGGACCCGCCGCACCCCCCGACGGCGACGGGUCAGUUUGAGCUGUUUCCGAGACCGGCUUGUAGCAGUAUGAGUAGUACGUUGGAAUCUUCCAGUGGACCACGUGUUGGAUCCGGGUCGGGUUUGACCCGGAUGAUGAAGAUUCCUCGACCCGUUUAUCCACCGGAAGAUUGCCGGAGUGAUUGUGAUUCGUCUUCUUCUGUGGUUGAUGAUCGUUGCGAGGUUGAUCAUACGUCGUCGUUUUUGAACACCAAACAACCUCUGCCGUUUGAUCUUAAUCUCCCACCACCUCCAUCACUUGAUUUCGAUGCUGAUGAUUUACACGUCACCGCUUUAUGUCUCUAAUUUCUCAUCUUUGUUGUUAAUUAAUUUGAUGAUGAUGAAGAAAAAAUGAAAAAGUUUUUUUUGUUAGUUUUCUUUGUCGAAGUUUCUUACUUUUUUUUUUUUCCAAUUUUUCUUCGGGAAAAAUGAUGUACCCAAAUGAUGGAUGAUGAGACAACAAAAUUGGGUUUUUAGAUUAUGUGUAGAUUAGUUAAUGAGUCAUGAUAUGAUCUGUAUUAAGAAAGAUUGUAUCUGUAUUUGUAUCUUGUACCACAAAAGAAAACAUUGGAUCUGAUCUUGAGUUACUGUUA
Messenger RNA from Capsicum annuum, 1150 nucleotides. RefSeq names its product ethylene-responsive transcription factor 3. The record is from RefSeq and is a predicted model, not a curated record. Gene Ontology annotation, biological process: regulation of DNA-templated transcription. Gene Ontology annotation, molecular function: DNA binding; DNA-binding transcription factor activity. The transcript has a single exon. NCBI's taxonomy places the organism in Eukaryota, Viridiplantae, Streptophyta, Magnoliopsida, Solanales, Solanaceae. Bases 237 to 863 code for a protein of 208 amino acids.